This is a messenger RNA of Lactuca virosa, 333 nucleotides long. The record is from the annotation of a GenBank genome assembly. Lineage: Eukaryota; Viridiplantae; Streptophyta; Magnoliopsida; Asterales; Asteraceae.
AUGAAGCGCACAACGUUUCUUCGACCAAAACCAAAAGUACCCAUCCUUAGAGGCGUUCCUCACAAGUUCUGCUCAAAACUUUGUGUACAUCGAGAGACCACCGAUGGCUGCAGUCUUUGGAUUGUUGGACAUUUUUAUCUGAUGAAUGGCUUCUCUUUUGUUGAAAUAACGGUUCAGGCUUUUGGACGCGACAAUAGAUUUUGCUCAUGUGUAUCCAACCUUUGUAGUCUCUGUGGGAGUGCUCUUCAAAGGAAAGGUAGACUUUGUUGGGGAUGCCAUGUGUUGGAAUACACACACACACACACAUUUUUUGCGCUUUCUGGUAUGAACUAA